Messenger RNA from Daldinia caldariorum, 4688 nucleotides. RefSeq names its product regulator of V-ATPase in vacuolar membrane protein. Gene Ontology annotation, molecular function: protein binding. The record is from RefSeq and is a predicted model, not a curated record. The transcript is spliced from 7 exons. Gene Ontology annotation, biological process: vacuolar acidification. Gene Ontology annotation, cellular component: RAVE complex. NCBI's taxonomy places the organism in Eukaryota, Fungi, Ascomycota, Sordariomycetes, Xylariales, Hypoxylaceae. The coding region runs from base 451 to 4407 and encodes 1318 amino acids.
GGCUGUCCCACGUCAUAUUGCAGCCGCAAAGCAACGCGAUUUACAGUUGUGCUGCAGCGACGGCAUCUGACAACAACAGUAAAGCACCUGAGCACCUGACGUUUUUAAUAACCACCUUAAAACUGCAUCAAGCACAAAAUACAUGCGCAUUAUCCCCAAGCUAUUACAUACCUUACCUAGUAUUUAAGAUCCUUACCAAAUCAAGCAAUGAUCCAUGUGUAGAUCUACUUCACUACUUCAAUAGUAUACCGAAACUAAAAUAUUGUUGCGCCGCACCGACUACCGAAAGAUUAAUUCCCCGUGAACGAGAACGAUUCCAGAUUUCCGAAAGAGUAAAACGGAACGCUUCUUAUACUUUAGGUACCUGCCUAAGGUACUUACAAUACUACCCGUCGCUUCACCACUCCGAAUCAAUAGACAUGUUCAUAUCGAGCCAUUCGCGACGAUAGUAUGAAGGCAGUCCUUCCAGGCCAGCCCGAAGCCAGUCUUCAAGCUGUGUCGACAGGUUAUUGGGAUGGCAAACGCGUCAUCGUUUACAUCACCGGCAAUGCCCUCGCGAUUCUAUCGGAUCCCGAAACUAUCCUCCAGACUAUAUAUGACAAUGACGAGCGCAGUUUGGAAGCUGUAUCCUUUGACGAACGCUCGGGGAAGAUAGCUGCGUGUACGGAUGCGACCGUGAGGAUAUACCGGCCAUUGAGUCACGGCGAGGACGGUGGUUCGCCCAAGUGGGCUUUACAAACGUCGUUCGAAGUCGAUGGAGGUUCAACGCCUGUGACUCUAUCUUGGGGAGGCUCCGAGGAGCUCCUCGUAGCGCGAUCAUCCCUAUGGCUCUACGACACAACCUCGACGCCACCUUCUUGUCGUUGGAAACAGGAGCUAGCCAACCCCGUGAGAGCUGCGAAUCUAUCUUACGACUCGUCUUACAUAGCGUCCGUCGGUUAUCAUGAUCGCCUAGUAAAAGUGUGGCGACGGAUGAACUUCAGUUCGGAUGAAGUGCAGUUUGAUUUCGGCUAUCUUUCUCACCCGCGAGCAGUAACCAGCAUACAAUGGCGCAAACCCUUCCACGUCGACCAGACGAUCGAGAACGUGCUCUACACAUUUUGCGCCGAUAAUAUCAUGCGCGUGUGGACGGGUGCAGACCCUUCUAGCCGCCAGUCGCUACUGCAUCACUGGGGACAGGUGGAUCUAGCCGCGGCGGUGCGGGAUGGGCGCGAGACAAAUAAACAGAAGCCGAUCUGGGCUUUCAUCCUGAGCCAGCGAGAUCUCGCUAAUGCCACAGAAAGAGCCGUCCAGGAGAGGGGGGAUGGGCAAGAGAGGGAAGACGUCGCCCUUCAGUAUCUACUUUCCAUCGCCAAUAGAGACACUGAAAUAUGCGUCGUUUUUGAUGGGCGCGGAAGUAUGUCGUCUUGGGCGUUAGAGAGCGUAAGCAGUAAGCUCAGGGGUAAUAAUAAUGUGGAUAAUGUUGCGUAUGUUAAAUCGAAAGACUUUGAUUUCCUGGGCUCGGCAGCAAAGGAAUCCCACCACGUUGAGAUUCUCAACUAUUGUAACAAAAACUCGGGAAACUUACACAUGCUAUUUCACCACUUUGAUGGAAGGAUUGAAGUAUUCGAAAGCAGCAUCGCGGAUUUCCUCGACCCGACCUCCAAAGCUAAAAAUCGACUAGUCCACCGCGCAACCUGGUCCGGACAUUCCGCUCCGGUUAAGAAGAUUGUACGAAAUUUCAGCGGUCAUGCGAUUGUGUCCAGGACGGAGCUGGGCGAAAGCAUUGUCUGGAGACAUACUCCUGGCCCGCUGCGAACAAAGUUGUUACGGCAUAAUGUCAUCCCAGAAAAACGGCAUAUACAUCGAAUAUGUUUGAUCAGGGGAGGUCGUUUUGUUGUAUUCUUGCAUCACGAAAGUAUCUCGGUUUGGGACUGCACUUCAUCAACACAUACGCUUCUCGCCGAUCUCAAAUAUCACGUCCGCGGCAAGCCCCUUUGUAUUAUUGUGCUUCCUCGCGAGCGGGUAGAUGACGAUUCCGUUGCGCAUAUUGCGACGAUUACUUCGGAGCAGGAGGGGAUCGUCUGGGAGCUCCAUUUGCCUCUGAAGGAUAACACUAACAAAGCGCAGGUUAACGGCCACGAAAAAGGUCUCCGGGAGUUUUGCACGUUCAAGUUAGAGGAUCCUGGCGACCUUGCCUAUGUCUUACCCGUUGAUCCCGCUGGGGUUUCACACGUCAUAUCUGGAUUCUUAGACGUGUUUGCUCGAGAUGUCGCUGUGUCGUACACUCACAGCGGCCGUGUCGAAUUUUGGACCGCUAGAGUUUCGCAGGAACGCGGCCAGGUCGAAUGGCUUUCGACAUGUUCGAUGGAGACAGGUGUCCAAGAACCCGCAUUGGUCAGCGGUAGCAUUCUGAAGAAAGCCGCUCUCGUGAAUGCGCAUCGUUCGGAAUUGACGAUAUGGGAUAUCCGAGGAGCCCGGUUGGAAUACAAGGAGGACUUCGAGAGCCAUAACCCGGUGCAAGACCUUGACUGGACUUCAACACCAGACUCGCAGUCAAUCCUUGCCGUUGGCUUCCCAUAUCGUAUUAUCCUCCUCGCGCAGAUGCGCUUCGACUACUUAAACAAAGGCCCUGCCUGGGCGCCUAUCCGCGAGAUCAACAUCCGAGAUUUCACUCCCCAUCCCAUCGGGGAUUCAACCUGGCUUAGCGAUGGCAAUCUGGUCAUUGGCGCUGGUAACCAGCUAUUUUCGUAUGACAGGACUUUCGAGAUAACCGACCGACUCAUCUCGAGCGCCCGCGUACCUCAUCGUCAAGACGGUACUAGAGACCUAUAUGACAUAAUUCAAAGACUAAACGGACCGUUACCAAUCUUCCACCCUCAGUUCCUCAGCCAGUGCAUCCUGGCGGGGAAGCACAGCGUGGUCCGGCGCGUACUUCUAGCUCUAAAUCAUACGUUAAAAUAUCAUGUGGAGGGCGAUUUGAUCGACGACUAUCUGGGUCUGGAUCUUGCAGAUUUUUACAUACGCAAAGGGUCUACGUCUAUUGGUAGCAACGGCUCGUCCUAUCUCAUGUCCCAGGUGUCGUCUGACGACACUAACCAAGUUUUCACGGAAGAAAUCGCCGCAUCUAUUUGUGAGAAACUGCAACAAGUUACCAUACCGCGACUUUCGGGCCAUGAGCAGAUUCAACUGGCCGACAUGGUUGAGUGCGUCGGAAUUGUUGAAAAGCAGCGUCGCUCGAUGGACGAGAACGGGGCUCGGUUUAUGUUAUUCUUCCGGCAGCACGCGUUAAGGAAGGGCAGAACCAACGAAAUUCACAUGUCGUGGAGAGAAAUCAACUGGGCUUAUCAUUCUACCAGUCAGGAUAUACUAACUGAUUUCGUGUCCCGCCAAUAUCACGGCACCAUGCUGUGGGAGAACGCCAGGGAAAGCGGCAUGUUCAUGUGGCUUACAGACGAAGCCGCUGUGAAAACCCAAUUUGAAAUUGUGGCCCGGAACGAGUACACGAAAAGCGAGAUGAAAAAUCCGGUGGACUGCAGUCUCUUCUAUCUCGCUUUGAAGAAGAAGGCCGUUCUUCAGGGCCUGUGGCGUAUGGCAAGCUGGAAUCGGGAGCAAGGAGCAACGCAACGACUUCUAGCGAAUAACUUCGACGACCCCAAAUGGAAGACGACAGCUCUGAAGAACGCAUACGCUCUUUUGAGCAAGCGCCGUUUUGCAUACGCGGCAGCCUUUUUCCUCCUUGCAGGUCACUUGCAAGAUGCGAUGAAUGUUUGCAUCAAGCAGGUCAAAGACAUCCAGCUCGCCAUCGCCAUCGCGAGGGUAUAUGAAGGUGAUAAUGGACCCGUAUUGAGAAAGCUGCUGGAGAACGAGGUCCUCGCUCUGGCUGCUCAAGAGGGUAAUCGUUGGCUUGCGUCAUGGGCGUUCUGGAUGUUAAAGAGGAAAGAUAUGGCGGUUCGCGCUCUCAUUACACCUGUCUACACUUUAUUAGAAACCCCAGCUUCGUCAGACAAUUUAAAGGCGAAGCUCUUCCUAACAGAUGAUCCGGCUCUUGUUGUGUUAUACUCCCAGCUUCGACAGAAAACAUUACAAACGCUCCGCGGGGCGUCUAAGGUAAUGCCGAGGACGGAAUGGGAAUUCGUAAUACAUAACGCCAGACUCUACGACCGAAUGGGUUGCGACCUCCUCGGUCUUGACCUGGUUCGCAAUUGGGAAUUCCUCCGGCAUAGUACAUCGACGGCCCCGGACCUUGGCGGUGAGAUCGAUCCCAGAGUGCUUCUAAAACGCCGCAGCUCCCUAGUCAUCCAGGACAUGCCAAUGUCACCUGUCGCCCCGACCGACAUGAAGACAGGGAGUCACAACGUCAAGCCACCGCCUAGAGUAUUCGAGGAGCCAGAUGCCAAUUCACUUCUGGAUAGUUUUGGUUUCUGAUCCUCGAUAGGCUACUUGGCAUGAAAAUACCUAUAGUAUGGAUUAAAUCCUUGAGACAGCGUUUCUUUCUGGAGCAUUGUAGGUACCUGGUAGAUAAAUCACCAAGGCCCGGAAAGGUGCUAGUAGAAAAAUGGGCAUGCUUGGAGGGAAUGUUGAUAGGAGUUGAAGAGACGAGUUCGGAGUGAGCUUUGUAUUAUAAUAAAUUACUUUAAUAUGUAGCGUGCUAGUUGCCGAAUGUUAGAAAUCCGAGCCUCUCUGGUUUGGAUUGUUUGUUUAUCUUG